Messenger RNA from Suillus clintonianus, 1751 nucleotides. RefSeq names its product ATP-utilizing phosphoenolpyruvate carboxykinase. The coding region runs from base 34 to 1596 and encodes 520 amino acids. The record is from RefSeq and is a predicted model, not a curated record. Gene Ontology annotation, biological process: gluconeogenesis. The transcript has 6 exons. Gene Ontology annotation, molecular function: phosphoenolpyruvate carboxykinase (ATP) activity; ATP binding. NCBI's taxonomy places the organism in Eukaryota, Fungi, Basidiomycota, Agaricomycetes, Boletales, Suillaceae. Gene Ontology annotation, cellular component: cytosol.
GACCUCGAGUAUUUCUCGCAGGCAGGGUUUGACAUGGACAGGAUCCAGCUCAAGCGCAAUGCGCCUGUAGCUCAGCUAUACGAAGAUGCCAUCCGCAAUGAAGGCGCGAUCAUCUCCUCUUCUGGCGCACUCAUCAACUUCUCAGGCAAGAAGACCGGUAGAAGUCCCAAAGACAAGCGAAUUGUCUUCGAGGAGACCAGUAAGGACGAUAUAUGGUGGGGCUCUGUGAAUAUCAAGAUGGACGAGCACACGUUCGAAAUCAACCGCGAGCGUGCUAUCGAUUAUUUGAAUACGCGUGACAAUGUUUAUGUAUUCGAUGGUUUUGCUGGUUGGGAUCCCAAAUAUCGCAUCAAGGUCCGGGUCAUCUGUGCUCGUGCUUAUCAUGCUCUGUUCAUGAACAAUAUGUUAAUCCGUCCGACCGAGGAAGAGCUCGCAAGUUUUGGAGAGCCUGACUUCAUCAUCUACAAUGCUGGUCAAUUCCCUGCGAACCGCUUCACUAAGGGCAUGUCGUCUACUACCUCGGUGGAGAUUAACUUCAAGCGUAUGGAAAUGGUUAUCCUCGGCACUGAGUAUGCCGGAGAGAUGAAGAAGGGUGUCUUCUCAGUCAUGCACUACCUUCAGCCCGUGAAGUUUGGCCAACUCUCCCUCCACUCAUCUGCCAAUGUCGGAAUGGAGAAGGGCGAUGUCACUCUGUUUUUCGGUCUCUCUGGAACUGGAAAGACGACUCUCUCCGCUGACCCUAACCGCCUUCUUAUCGGUGAUGAUGAACACGUGUGGUCAGAUACAGGGGUAUUCAACAUCGAAGGAGGAUGCUAUGCCAAGUGCAUCAAUCUGUCGCAGGAGAAGGAGCCAGAGAUUUACAAUGCCAUUCGCUUCGGUUCCAUUCUGGAGAACGUCGUGUAUAACCCUGUAACGCGCAUGCCAGAUUACGACGAUGUUGCCAUCACGGAAAACACGCGCUGCGCAUACCCGAUUGAAUACAUUCCAAACGCCAAGAUACCAUGCAUGGCGGACAGACAACCGAGCAACAUUAUUAUGUUGACGUGCGAUGCCUUCGGCGUCCUCCCACCUGUCAGUAAACUUUCCCCCGAUCAAGCAAGUUACCACUUCCUUGCUGGUUACACCUCUAAAACACCUGGCACGGAAGAUGGCGUCCUCGAGCCGAUCCCGACAUUCUCGACCUGUUACAGUGCGCCUUUCAUCGUGUUACAUCCUGGACGCUACGCAGAAAUGCUGGCUGAGCGCAUGUCCAAACACAACGUUUCCUGCUGGUUAAUCAACACAGGCUGGACAGGCGGCAAGUUCGGCACUGGGAAGCGCUGCCCACUGAAGUACACCCGUCGCAUCGUUGAUGCAGUACACUCUGGGGAGCUUCUCAACAGUCAAUACGAGACAUUCGGCGUCUUCGGGCUCCAGAUUCCUACCGAAGUGGAGGAUGUGCCACGUGAAGUACUUAACCCGUCUUUGGCUUGGACAGACAAGGAGGCUUUUGAGCACGAGGUUCGCAAGCUCGCGGGCAUGUUCCAGAAGGCGUUCAAAUUGUACGAGGGUGACGUACAAGAGAGCGUGAGGUUGGCGGGUCCACGGGUAGAUUAGAGUUGGGUUUCCCCUCAUUAUGAUUUAAUAUAUUCAAGGCGGCUUCAAUAUUAAUGAUACGCCGCUGUCUAGAUCAAAAUUAAACUGUACUUAGAUUUACUGUAUACUUCGUCAUGUAUACCUAGCGAAAUAAAUACCUGUGAUUCUAGGCUAAU